Symbiodinium sp. CCMP2456 is the source of this 3795-nucleotide messenger RNA. NCBI's taxonomy places the organism in Eukaryota, Dinophyceae, Suessiales, Symbiodiniaceae. The record is from the annotation of a GenBank genome assembly.
AUGCAGAAAGCCGAACUUGAUGGAGUACGGCAGCGCCUGCAAAGCUUCAAGAUGAGCCUCCUCGAAGCUCAAAGCGUCAUAGUGCAGAGGCUCGAUGCUGAGCUGAGGCAGCUCGAAAAACUCGGCACACCGGAUGCUGCGGAAACGUUGCCCGUCGAUGUGCUGGAGCCAGGUGUGGUAGCACAACCACAGAGCACGGAAGCAAAGAGCGCAUGGGGUGUCCCGAAGCCGCCAGAGUUAACAGACAUUCCAGCAAAUGUCUCAUCGGUGCAGGGUGCAGGGAGGAACUCAGUGAGGAGCCAGGUCGAUUCACCCUUGGCUUUCAACAGUUUGUCGACAGUGGCCAAAAACCGCCGGAAGCACAUGUCUUGGAUCCACAAGAAUCAGCACGCCGACCUACCCAAAUCGGUAAAAGGUGCCAGAAACACACAGCCUGUGUUCUCGCAGCUUCAUGCGCAGUUCGCGACAGACAGAGUGCGCCAGCAAGCAAUACAAGAGUUUGACAACACGCUUGUGGAAGGGACGACAGAAACUGUUUGGACACGCAUGGUGCAGCAUGGAAUGUUUGAGCGGAUAUCGUUGCUCAUGAUCUACUUGAACGCCUUGUGGCUGGCUGUUGACAUUGAAUACAACGAUGCAGACGUGGUCUGGCAAGCAGAGCCCCUGUUCAUCACAGUGGAAGUCGUGUUCGUGUUCUACUUCGUCGGAGAGGCUGUUGUCAGAUACAUGUCAUAUUCAACCUCUUGGAAAGCUCUCCGAGACCCCUGGUUCAUUUUCGAUAUGUUACUGGUGGUCAUGAUGCUAUUGGAAACAUGGGUCGUCCCGAUGUUCUUGCUCGUGCUCCCGGAGAGUGAUGAUUCUGGCGGCAGCUUGGGCAGGACGGUCUCCGUCCUGAGGGUGGCGCGCGUGCUCAGAGUAUUGCGGACGGCGCGAAUCGUGCGUGUAGCACGGUACAUGCCAGAGCUCCUGAUUUUGAUAAAGGGGCUCAUGGUGGCAGCCCGUUCGGUGUUCUUUACAUUGGUUUUGCUGCUCCUGAUCACUUACGUCUUCAGCAUAGCGUUUACGCGGCUCAGCGAGGGUACCGGCUUGGAAGAGCAUUUUCCAUCUAUGCCUUCAGCUCUGUUGACCCUCGUAGUAAAGAGUGUCAUGCCGGACCGGGAGAUCUUCUUCAGAGAAGUAGCGAGCCAGAGUUGGUUUAUGGGGGCUUUGGUGCUAAUAUUCAUAUUGAUCGGAUCCCUCAUCGUCCUGAACAUGCUGGUGGGAAUUCUUGUAGAAGCCGUUCAGACUGUCGCUACGAUGGAGCACGAGCAAAUCCGAGUGGAUCUUGCAAAGAACGUGUUAUGGCAGCUGAUUGCCAAGACCUCGGCGGAUCAAAACAAAGAUAACAAGAUCUCCGAAGAAGAGUUCUUGAAGCUGAUUGAACGAGACGAUGCGAGUGAGGCCUUAUUGAUGCUCGGCGUGGACAUGUACGCUGCAAAGGAGUACAGCAAGUUGCUUUUUGAGGAUGGUGAGCCCUUGAGCUUUGGGGAGUUUAUGGAUGCCAUGCUCACACUCCGCGGGUCCAACCAGACCACCGUCAAGGACAUUGUUAACCUGCGGAAGUUCACAGCAGACGAGUUUUCGCAACUCCAUGCGGUUCUGAUGGAUGUGUGCCGGUUUCUGGCAGGCCAGGGCAUGUCCGAGAAGCUUGCUCAGGAUUUAUCUCAUGAGAUGGCACUGGUACUGGUAAUACUGGUAGGAACUUUUCCCAAGUGCCGCGUCCUAAGCGUUUCGAACGUUCACAACGCAUCCCGCUGUUCCGCCAUGCCGUGGCCGCGGAAGUCCAGUGAGAGCCUGAAGGCGGCUGCUAGCAGCCUGGCAGCUAUUCGCCAAGAGCUGUUCGUUAGCCACCAGCAGCUUGUUCAGAAGUUGGACGCAGAGUUGGUGCGCAUCCAGAACUUGUGCUCGACUUCUGCAGACUCUCUGGGGCCAGCGGAGUUCGCGGCUUUAUCGGAAUCCGGCUCCCGUACGUCGAAAGGGGAUGGAAUUGAUCCUGUCCCUGCGGUCAUGCAGCUCCCCGGAAUGCCCGAGGAGAGCGAUGGUCAGCAGGACAAGGAGCAGGAGGAACCGGCUGGCGAUGUCAACGAGCCAGUACAGCCAGUAGCUUCGGCCUCCCUUGCAACCUUCACGACAAUCGCCGAACAACGGAAGAAGCAUAUGGCCUGGAUUCGAAAAGUGGAGGAUGGCAAAGUGCCGAGAGGGUCUAAGAUUGAUGCGGACGAUGAGGAAGAGAGCCGCGUUUUCUCUCGGCUCAACCCAGAAUUUGCAGCACAAAAAGUCCGCAAGGAUGCAAUUUCCAAGUUUGGUUCGGACUUGCCAGCUGAGGCUCCCUCCUACACGAACUGUUGUACGCGAAUUGUUCAGCAUGCAUGUUUUGAGCGGCUGUCCAUGACGGUGAUUGGCAUAAAUGCUGUGUGGAUUGCUGUUGACAUUGAGAUCAACCAAGCAGAAACACUCCUACAAGCAGGCGUUGGGACGAUCUUGGCGGAAGCGGCGUUCCUACUCUACUUCACGGCUGAGUUGUUCGUCCGGUUUUGGGCGCAGCAGCACGCCAGGAACCUGCUCAAAGACUACUGGUUCCUGUUUGAUGCGGGGCUUGUGAUUCUCAUGCUGCUAGAGACGUGGCUCGUACCUGCAAUCAUUUUGAUGGUCGGAGCUGGAGAAGCUGGUGGCCUCGGGCGUGCCGCAAGCGUUCUGCGGGUUGUCCGUUUGCUUCGUGUCCUUCGCACAGCACGGAUAGCAAGGAUUGCACGCUACAUGCCAGAGCUCAUGAUCUUGAUCAAAGGGCUCAUCGUGGCAGCGCGAUCGGUGUUUUUCACCUUGGUCCUGUUGCUGCUGAUGACCUAUGUGUUCAGCAUUGCUCUCGUGUCACUCAGUCAGGGCCCAGACUUACAUCAAGUACAAGUCCUGUUUCCGUCGGUGCCCAGGGCCGUGUUGAGGCUUUUGGUGCAAUGCACCAUGCCAGAUUCGGAAGCUUUCUUUCAGAGCCUUGAAGACGAAAGCAUUCUCAUGGCGGCAUUGUUCUUGGUGUUCAUCCUGGCCGGAUCCCUCAUAGUCCUCAACAUGUUGGUGGGCAUUCUGGUCGAGGCUGUGCAAACUGUCGCGACCAUGGAACAUGAGCAGAUCCAUGUGGACUUUGCGCAACGGGUCCUCCACAAUCUCAUCCAACAAGGUAAUGCUGAUGAAGACGGUGACAACUUGAUUUCUGAAGGCGAAUACGAAAGGCUCUUGGAGAGGCCAGAGGCUUUCACGGCUCUGACUCGGCUGGGGGUCGAUAUCUUCGCGGCACGUGAGUACGGAAAGCUGCUGUUCGAGGACGGUGUGCCUUUGACUUUCCCGGAGUUCAUGGAAUCCAUUCUGACCCUUCGUGGCUCAAAUCAGACCACCGUGAAGGAUAUUGUCAACUUGCGCAAGUUUGUGGCCCAAGAGUUCUCCAACUUGCACACCAUUCUGAUGGAUUUCUUCCACUUGGUGGGCAGUCUCUCUGACCAAGUUCAUCAAGAGCUGUUCGUUUCAAUGCAGCUUGUGCAGCUUGCUCCGCAGCUCAGGCUCACCUGUGAGGACAUCGAGGACAUCUAUGUUAGAGCUUCCAGGCCAAACUCGGCAAUGACGUACCUCGCCCAGCACUUGCUGCAAUAUUACACCAUACAAGUUUCAAGGCGCAAGGACGUCUGGGAUCCAUGUGCACUCAGGCCUGGUGCAAGCUGUGAGAGAGCAGGGAAUGCUUGGAUGCUGUUCGAACAUACUGGCGCUUGA